AUCUCUGACAUCUAGUAGACUAAUGUCAGCCCGUAUUUGUUUUCGUAAAGUUUUGAUACAAUAAUGAGAAAUAAUUCCCACUUAAUAAGUUAAGAUCGUUUUUAAAAUGUCGAAAAUAGCAAAUGUUGUUGACGGUGAAGCUUCUGAAUCAGAUUCUGAAGUGGAAAUUGAAAUAGGAAGAUCUCCAGAUAUAUUACCGACGACCAAAGGUUUUGUAAUAUCUGGCGAAGCGCCUGAAUCUGAUGAUGAAUCAAAACUUCCUUCACCAUCAGCUAGAAUUGAAGUUGACUCGCCACUACAUAUAUCUAUGUAUCCUCCAAAAUCACCGACUAAGAUAAUGUACAAAUCUCUACUUCAUCAAAAGUUAUGGGAGAGUAAUGUGUCAUUUCGGGCAUCCCUUGAAGGCCUAGUCGGACAGACAACUGAGUUAGCAGUUGAUAAACUUACCAAGGCAGACAAAACAUUACUGAAUGUCCAGGAAAGCAUGAGGGCAACAAAUGCAUCCCUAGCAUUAGCUAAAGCGAGAUUAAAACAAAUACAAGCAGAGCUGGACAAAGUUAACUGUAGUAGUGCGCUUCCCAAUGUUAAAAUAAAAUAGUGCCUACUACUUAUUAAGGAUAUAUUUUUCAUACAUUCCCAAAGUAUAUAUUGUAAGUGCUUUUGGAAUAAGAAUUUUUUAUAUAAAACUUAUAUAUGUUAGACAUAGACUUGACAUACUAACGAAACACACACAAUAACAAAUCAUUAUUGAAAUAAAAAAAUGGAAUAAGGUACAUUAUCAGUGUGUAAUGUGUGUAUAUAGACUGGCCCUGGCUCAGCAAUAUGCUGUGUAGAAGACGUCUUCCACAGAGCUGGUCAUUCUGCUAGAGACCACAACAGUUAGUUUGCGCCUCAGAUUUAAAAAAAAAUAAUAUAAUGUGAUAAUAUUGAAAAUUAACAGAGUAAGUAAAGAAGUCUUAGAAUAUUUGUGUGUAAAAGUAUAUAGUUAAUAAAUAUAUAAUGUUACAUGGC
Pieris brassicae (large cabbage white) is the source of this 1011-nucleotide messenger RNA. RefSeq lists its product as uncharacterized. NCBI's taxonomy places the organism in Eukaryota, Metazoa, Arthropoda, Insecta, Lepidoptera, Pieridae. The coding region runs from base 107 to 598 and encodes 163 amino acids. The transcript has 5 exons. The record is from RefSeq and is a predicted model, not a curated record. Gene Ontology annotation, cellular component: BLOC-1 complex.